AUGGCUGAGGGGUGGCUGAACCGCCCGCGAGCAGGAUUGAACAGAGGGCAGAAGGGCAGCAUGGGGGACUCGGAUGACCUGGACGACAGCCUGACCAGCCUCAUGUGGCUUCAGGACUUCUCAAUCAUCAACGCCAGCAUGGGCAAGUCCUCCUGCUGCCCCAGUGGCCCAGACCCCCAUGACUGUCACAGGAUCCCCAGCUUUGCCGCCCCGUGCUCACCCCUGGCCGCCGACCCAGCGUGCAUGGGCAUGCCCCACACUCCCUGCAAGCCCAUCUCCUCCUCCACCUCGAGGACGGCGCACCACGCCAUGGCCAUGCACCCUCAGCUCGCAGAGGACAUUGACUACAAGACCAACCCAUACGUCAAGCCGCCCUACUCCUACGCCACCCUCAUCUGCAUGGCGAUGGAAGCCAGCAAGAAGCCCAAAAUUACCCUCUCUGCCAUCUACAAGUGGAUUACUGACAACUUCUGCUACUUCCGACAUGCUGAUCCCACCUGGCAGAACUCCAUCCGGCACAACCUCUCCUUGAACAAGUGCUUCAUCAAGGUGCCCCGGGAGAAGGGUGAGCCAGGGAAAGGUGGGUUUUGGAAGCUUGACCCCCAAUACGCCGACCGGCUCAAGAACGGCGCCUUCAAAAAGCGGAGGAUGCCCCCAGUGCAGAUCCACCCGGCCUUCACCAAAACAGUCCAAGAAGAAGCACAGUGCGUUGCAAGCCCGGCCGCUUCAGCUUGCACCUCCAGUAAUGUCCUCAACGUCAACAUGGAGUCACAGCAGCUGCUGAAAGAGUUUGAAGAAGUCACCGGUGACCAGAACUGGAAUCCAGUCAAUGGCAAAGCAGGGCAGAAGCGCAAGCAGCCCUUGCCCAAGCGAAUGACCAAGGCGUCUCGGCUUUCCAACUCUGCCUUGCUGACCCAGGAAGAGCAGACCGAGCUGGGAUCUCUAAAAGGUGACUUUGACUGGGAAGCUAUCUUCGACACCAACCUGAAUGGAGACUUCUCCACAUUUGGGGAUCUGGACCUCACGCCUCCAAUCAGCCCCAUAACACGUGACCUGGACUUGACGGUACAUGGGCACCACAUCGACUGUGCCCAGGGGCAGGAGCAGGUCCUCACCGAAUCCGACCAGAACAACUUGGACUUUGAUGAAACCUUCAUGGCCACUUCUUUCCUGCAACAUCCCUGGGACGAAGGGACAAAUGAUUACCUCUCCAACUCAGUCAACAUGGAGCAGUUGUUUGACCUCAAUGACACCUCUUUGCCAGCAGAUGUGAGCGACUGGAGCAGUCUGGCGUCCCUCUUAUAG
Messenger RNA from Haliaeetus leucocephalus (bald eagle), 1305 nucleotides. It is a transcript of the gene FOXJ1, whose product is annotated as forkhead box J1. Gene Ontology annotation, biological process: regulation of DNA-templated transcription. Bases 1 to 1305 code for a protein of 434 amino acids. The record is from RefSeq and is a predicted model, not a curated record. Gene Ontology annotation, molecular function: DNA-binding transcription factor activity; sequence-specific DNA binding. The transcript has 2 exons. Lineage: Eukaryota; Metazoa; Chordata; Aves; Accipitriformes; Accipitridae.